AUGCCUCCCAAGGGCGGAGGCCGCGGAGGCGGCCAGAGCGGUGGCGGCGGUGGCGGCGGUGGCAGGGGCGAUAAGAAGAAGGGAUCGCAGCAGGGCGGCCGCGGCGGCAAGGGGUCAUCGAAAAAGGGCGACGAUGGCAGCGUCGCCGCGCGCGCUGCCGCCAAGCUCGCCGAGGAGGCCCUCGCGCGCGAGCGCGCGGCCGAGGCUGAGCGCCGACGCAAGCGCCUGGAGGAGGAGGAGCGCGCCAGGGCCGAGGCCGAGCGCAUCGCGAGGGAAGAGGCCGAGGCCAAGCAGCGCGCCGAGGAGCUCCGCAGGCUGCGCCGCGCGCGCGUCGAGCUCCGCGCGGCCAACAUCUCCCCGUCGCGGCCCACCGACGCCGACCUGAAGAGGCUCGACUCCUCCAUCAAGAAGUGCACGGCGCUCACCCGCAAGCUCACGAAGAUCACCGAGGAGGCCAGGGCAUCGCUCCUGGACGAGCUGGGUAAGGUGAACAUGCGCAAGUACGUCACCGAGGCGGUCGCGGCCACCGUCGAGGGCAAGCUCAAAUCAUCCGACAUCUCAGCCGCGGUGGACGUGGUGUCCAAGCUGCACGCGAUGUACGAAGACUUCGCCCCCGCGCUCGCCGAAUCCCUCCCGAGGUUCGUGUGCCCGAACGCGAAGGCUUUCGCGCCGUCCGCGGCCGCCGCGCUCGCCGCCAAGGAGGCGGCGACCGCCGCCGGACUGGACGCUGCCGAGGUUGUCACGCCGCUCCAGCGAAGGCUCAAGCUCCGGCUGCUCGCGGAGCUUCACCUCGUCGGGGUGGUGCCGAGCGCGGGGUCGCUCCACAAGUGCGUUGCGGAGCUGGCCAAGGUCGAGUCGUUGGUCGACGACCCGGACGCGUACGCGCAUUCCCUCACGACCCUGGCGCAGUUUGCGAGGGUGUACGGCGAGGAAUACCUCGGCGUCGAACAAUCGGAAACGUCGCCGGAAAAGGCUGGCGACUCCGAGCCUGGCGCGUCGUCGUACAGGCUCAAGCCCGAGCAGCAGGCGGCGUUUCGCUCGUGCCUCGCGGGUUUUUACGCGAGGUCGUGCGACGCGCUCGUCGACGCCCAUCGGAGUUUGUGCGAGAUUGAGCGAAGCAACGCGAGGCGUCUGGAGCGAACGGGGGAGCUGCCUGCGGCGGACUCUGAGGCGUACGCCGACGCGAAGCGCACGCGCGAUUUCCUUCACAAGAACGUGACAUCCCUCGCCGAGGACCUUCGCGAACGAUACCCGACGCUGCCGGAGUACGUCGAGAAGGAACGGGAGAAGGACAGGGGCGAGGUUGAGCUGCAGCGGGGCGUGGACGUGGGUCCCGGGGACUGGCGCGCGCUGUGGGACGACGAGGAGCAGAAGAUCUUCUACGAGGAUCUCCCCGACCUCCGCGCCACCGUGCCGGCCGUGUUGCUCCCCAAGGAGGAGGGCGGGCGCGCUGGAGGGGACGAGGACGCUGGAGGGGACGGGGACGCCGAGGCUGACGCGUCGUCGAACAGUCGAAAGCUCGAAAAGGAAAAAUCCGACGCCGAGGCUGACGCCGCCGUCGGAAAGGACCACGCGCAGAAGGUCGACGCGCUCAUGUCCAGGCUCCCCGGCUGCGUCAUGAAGGACGACGCGGAUGCGUUCGCCGUCGACCUGUGCUAUGUCAACGCCACGCCGUCCACGAGGCGCCGCGCGGUGCAGGAGCUCGUCUCGGUUCCCCGCGGCGACGUUCACAAGAUUCCGCACUACGCGAGGAUAGCGGCUGCGCUCGGGCAGGUUUUCGUCGCCGACAUCCGAGGCCCGGUGUCGCACGCGAUCCGCGAGGAGUUCUGGGUGCUCUCCAGAGAAGGUCGCGGGGACGUGCCGACGUUCGAGCACAGGCUCAAGAACGCCAGGUUCCUCGGCGAGCUCGUCAAGUUUCGGAUGGUCACCGCCCCCGAGGCUUUCGAGGCUAUCCGGUGGCUUCUCGAGCGAUUCGGGGGACAGAACGUCGACGUGGCGUGCACCCUCAUCGAGACCUGCGGGAGCUUCCUGGCCAGGCUACCGGAGACGGCGGCGCGCAUGGCAGCCAUCCUGGACGUCUUCGUGCGUCUGAAGGGCUCCACGAAGGGGUUGGAUUCUCGGCAAAUCGCUCGGAUCGACGCGGCGCACGCGAGUUGCCGGCCAAAGUCGGAGCGAGCCCGUUCGCGACGGACCAAACGCCGCCCCCCGACGCACGAGUACGUCCGUCACCUCGUGUUUCGCGUGUUGGACGAGAAGACGCUGCCGCAGGUGAACAGGCAGCUUCGCAAGCUUCCGUGGGCGACGCACGAGCGAUACGUGGUCAGGACGCUGUUAAAGUCGCACAAGAACCGGUACGGCGCGUCGCCGUGGAUCGCGCAACUCGUCGCCGCGCUCGCCAAGGGAAAGCCGUCGUUCGGGGUUCGGACGAUCGAUUCGUUGCUCGAGGAGAUUCGGUUCGGUUUGGAGACGAACGCGCCGUGGAUGCACCAGCGGCGGCUGGCGGCGGCGCGGCUCCUCGGCGAGAUGUACAAGGCCAAGGUGGUCAACACCACUACCAUCUUCUCGCAGCUGUACCUGCUGAUAUCCUUCGGACACUCCGCCGCGUUCCGGGACUCGGCGUCCGAUCCGCUGGAUCCCGCGGGGGACACGAUCCGCGUGCGGCUGGUGUGCCAGCUUCUGGAGACGUGCGGGAAGGCUUUCGGCGCAUCCGGGCCCCCCAAGAAGACCCUCGACAGGUUCCUCGCGUUUUUCCAGAGGUACGCCCUGGCCAAGGAUCUCUCCCUGGAGGUUGCCCACGACGUGCGAGAGACGUUGCUGGCGUUCCGGCCCAAGCUCGAACCCCACGCGGAUUACCAGUCCGCCUCGGCGGAGUGCGCGCGGUGGGAAGAGGAGGAGGCGCGAAAGGCAAAGGCGGUCAAAGGCGCAGCCGGCGCCGCGGCGGGGGCGCGGCACGAGGACGUCAGCCUCGAGGGCAUCGCCGAGGAGGACGAGGACGACGACGACGAGACCGACGGGGAGGACGACGAAUCCAGCGAGAGCGAGAGCGAAGCCGACGAGCUCGCGGACGACGACGAGGAGGAGGAGGACGACGAAGAGGAGGAGGAGGAGGAGGAGGAGGAGCACGGCGACGUCGGCGGUGACCCAUCCGCCGUGGAACCCGAGCAAGAGGACCGCGCCCGCCGCGAGCGACCGCGCGUUUCCCGCGAGGACGAGCUCGAUUUCGACCGGGAGAUGUCCCGCUUCCUCGGCGCGGGCGUCAAGGCGUCCUCCGCGGCGGCGGCGGCCGCGGACAAGCCGGCCACCAACCCGCUGAACGUCAGGGAGCCAGGCCCGCCCGGACCUCCUCCUCCAUCCGGCGGGACGGUUGCGUUUCGGAUGCUGACAAAGCGGGGCGCGCCCAAGGAGCUCGCCGUGCCCGCGGACGCCGGCUUCGUCGCCGCGGCGGCGGAGAAGCGCGCGGCGGAGGAGAGGGAACGCGCGGAGAUGAAGCGGCUGGUGCUCGCGGCGGCGGAGGCGGAGGACUCGGGCGUCGGUUCCAUCAUACCCAGGUUCAACAACAUGAAGGUGGCGGUGAAGACGGGGGGCGGCGGCGGCGGCGGCGGGGGGGGUGGCGGGAGAGGCGGGAGAGGCGGGAGAGGCGGCGACGGGCUGACCGUCGGGCUGCAGCAGCUGCUGGGGAAAACCGCGCCAGCUCGAAAGGCGCGAGACUAG
Messenger RNA from Micromonas commoda, 3711 nucleotides. RefSeq lists its product with no specific name. Gene Ontology annotation, molecular function: RNA binding; protein binding. The record is from RefSeq and is a predicted model, not a curated record. The coding region runs from base 1 to 3711 and encodes 1236 amino acids. Lineage: Eukaryota; Viridiplantae; Chlorophyta; Mamiellophyceae; Mamiellales; Mamiellaceae. Gene Ontology annotation, cellular component: exon-exon junction complex; cytoplasm. The transcript has a single exon. Gene Ontology annotation, biological process: nuclear-transcribed mRNA catabolic process, nonsense-mediated decay.